Messenger RNA from Exophiala oligosperma, 649 nucleotides. RefSeq lists its product as uncharacterized. The transcript has 3 exons. Bases 82 to 492 code for a protein of 136 amino acids. The record is from RefSeq and is a predicted model, not a curated record. Lineage: Eukaryota; Fungi; Ascomycota; Eurotiomycetes; Chaetothyriales; Herpotrichiellaceae. Gene Ontology annotation, molecular function: catalytic activity. Gene Ontology annotation, biological process: nucleotide metabolic process.
CGGAGCUCGCACUCAUACAGUGUUGACUUUUGCUACGCUCACAUUCUUCCGCACAUCGUACGACUUCUGCCUCUUCCCCAAAUGAGCAAAAUGGCCGCUUGUAUUUUUUGCAAGAUUGUCAAGGGUGACAUCCCUUCGUUCAAACUCUUCGAAUCAGACAAGGUCCUGGCAUUUUUGGACAUUCAACCACUGAGCAAGGGACAUGCUCUCGUCAUCCCUAAGCACCACGGCGCGAAAUUGGUCGACAUCCCGGACGACUCCCUCACCGAACUCCUCCCCGUGGUGAAGAAGUUGGCGGUCGCCAGCGGGGCCGAAAACUACAACGUCUUACAAAACAACGGCCGGUUGGCUCACCAAGAGGUCGACCACGUCCAUUUCCAUAUGAUCCCCAAACCCAACGAGACCGAGGGUCUGGGGAUCGGUUGGCCGGCCACGGCCACGGACAUGGAGGCGUUGAAGAAGCUGCACGCCGAUCUCAAGGCGAAGAUGUAAAAAAAAAGAACAGAAGCAGUGACAAGAAGAACAACGGCGACAAAGUCAUGAUGAUCAGGUACCUACUUGAUCAGUGAUACUGUACAUACCGUGGCCAUCAAGAAAAAGAUAGACUCUUGCCAUGCAUAUAUACAAUCAUUUGCACAACCCAACCUUG